This is a messenger RNA of Eruca vesicaria subsp. sativa (arugula), 2004 nucleotides long. The record is from the annotation of a GenBank genome assembly. Lineage: Eukaryota; Viridiplantae; Streptophyta; Magnoliopsida; Brassicales; Brassicaceae.
UAAAACCCUAAAAAGAGGAAUGAGGUAAGUAAGUCGCAGAAGCAGUAUCUAGAGUCUUCUUCUCCUUGUUGGUCUAUUAAGAGUCACCCACUCUUCUCUCCAUAGAUCUCACUCCGAACUAUCUCGUCCUUAACGUUCGUCUUCUUCCUCCUCAGUCACCACCAUGUUUCGCUUCGUUUCUAAUCUCGCCUCCAAGGCUAGGAUUGCAAGUAACACACGACAGGUAUCCAGCAGAAUGAGCUGGAGCAGGAACUAUGCAGCGAAAGAGAUUAAAUUUGGUGUUGAAGCUCGUGCUUUGAUGCUUAAGGGUGUUGAAGAGCUUGCUGAUGCUGUUAGGGUCACUAUGGGUCCCAAGGGACGUAAUGUUGUGAUCGAGCAAAGUUGGGGUGCUCCUAAAGUGACUAAAGAUGGUGUCACCGUUGCUAAAAGCAUUGAGUUCAAGGAUAAAGUCAAGAACGUUGGUGCCAGUCUUGUCAAACAAGUUGCUAAUGCUACUAAUGACGUUGCUGGUGAUGGUACUACUUGUGCUACUGUACUCACCAGGGCGAUAUUCACCGAAGGUUGCAAAUCAGUUGCCGCAGGAAUGAACGCCAUGGACCUCAGGCGAGGUAUUUCCAUGGCAGUUGACGCUGUGGUGACUAACCUUAAAAGCAGGGCUAGGAUGAUCAGCACAUCUGAAGAGAUUGCUCAGGUUGGGACCAUUUCUGCUAACGGAGAGAGGGAGAUUGGUGAGCUGAUCGCUAAGGCUAUGGAGAGAGUUGGCAAAGAAGGUGUAAUCACAAUCCAAGACGGAAAGACAUUGAUUAACGAGUUAGAGGUUGUAGAAGGGAUGAAGUUGGACAGAGGUUACACAUCCCCUUACUUUAUUACCAAUCAGAAAACCCAAAAAUGUGAACUCGAAGAGCCUCUCAUUCUUAUCCAUGAGAAGAAGAUCUCCUCCAUCAACUCCAUAGUGAAAGUGUUAGAGUUGGCGAUGAAGAGACAAAGACCGCUAUUGAUUGUUUCUGAAGAUGUGGAAAGUGAAGCUCUUGCAACUCUUAUCCUUAACAAGCUACGUGCUGGAAUCAAGGUUUGUGCCAUUAAGGCCCCUGGCUUUGGAGAGAACAGAAAGGCCAAUUUGCAAGAUCUUGCUGCCCUUACUGGUGGUGAGGUUAUCACGGAUGAGCUCGGCAUGAAUCUGGAGAAGGUGGACUUGAGCAUGCUAGGGACCUGCAAAAGAGUUACUGUCUCCAAGGACGACACUGUUAUUCUUGAUGGAGCUGGCGAUAAGGCAGCCAUUGAGGAAAGAUGUGAGCAGAUAAGGUCAGCGAUUGAACUGAGCACUUCAGAUUAUGACAAGGAGAAACUGCAAGAAAGGUUGGCUAAGCUCUCUGGAGGAGUUGCAGUUUUGAAGAUUGGAGGAGCAAGUGAAGCCGAAGUUGGUGAGAAGAAAGACAGAGUGACAGAUGCUUUGAAUGCUACCAAAGCAGCUGUUGAAGAGGGUAUUUUGCCAGGAGGAGGUGUGGCUCUUCUAUAUGCAGCGAGGGAGUUGGAGAAACUCUCAACGGCUAACUUCGACCAGAAGAUUGGUGUGCAGAUCAUUCAGAACGCUUUGAAGACCCCUGUGCACACAAUUGCUUCAAAUGCUGGAGUGGAAGGUGCUGUUAUUGUAGGCAAACUCUUGGAGCAAGAUAACACAGACCUUGGUUAUGAUGCUGCUAAAGGUGAAUAUGUGGAUAUGGUGAAAGCUGGAAUCAUAGAUCCUCUAAAAGUAAUCAGGACCGCUUUGGUUGACGCUGCGAGUGUGUCAUCUCUGUUGACAACAACUGAAGCAGUAGUGGUGGAGCUUCCCAAAGACGAAAGCGAGGCAGCUGGAGCAGGCAUGGGUGGAAUGGGAGGCAUGGAUUAUUAAUUACAUCACUGAACUAUUUUUAUGUUUUGGCACAAAUCAUCACGUUAACGUGAUACUUGUAUGAGUCUUUUGCCUUUGUUGCUCAAUAACAAUAAAUAGCACAUUUGGCAAAU